This is a messenger RNA of Effrenium voratum, 1995 nucleotides long. Lineage: Eukaryota; Dinophyceae; Suessiales; Symbiodiniaceae. The record is from the annotation of a GenBank genome assembly.
AUGGCGACUUGGGCGUUCGCUUUGACAAGGGUGUCAAUUUUGCUAAGCCUGCCUCAGUUGAGCAGUGGCUUUGACAUCGAUGGCUGCACCAGCAUUAUCGUGGAUGGUGGUGCCAUGGUGGAUGGAUCUUCCGUCACCUCGCAUGCCAACGACUGUCAAGACUGCGACUGGCGCAUGGUCUAUGUUCCUGCCAAGGACCACCCUGCUGGAUCCGAGAGGGUCAUCUACGAUGCCGUUUGGAGUCAAUAUCCCAGAAUCGUGGAUCCAUCACGUUCGAGCCAGUACCAUGCCGCAGCAGGCAUUGAUUCCUCUGCCGUGCUUGGCCGCAUCCCGCAGGUCAAGCAUACCUAUGCGAUGUGGGAGGGGAGCUACGGCUUCAUGAAUGAGCAUGGCCUCGGCAUGGGUGAGUCAACGUGUGCCGCCUACCUGGUCGGCAAAGGGAUUGCAGAUGGUGGCGAUGCGUUGUUCUCCAUCGGCAACCUGAUGGCCAUUGCAAUGGAGAGAUGCCAAUCUGCCCGCUGUGCGAUCAGGACUAUGGGUGAGCUGGGUAGCAAGUAUGGCUUCUACGGGGAGGAUCCGGGCAUGGGCGGCGCUGGCGAGGCGGUGACGCUGGUGGAUCGCAGUGGUGAAGCCUGGGUCUUUCACAUUUGCGGAGGCGUGCCAAGCAAUGAUACCAAAGCCGCCUGGGCUGGACAGCGUGGAGCCGUGUGGGUGGCCCAGCGUGUUCCUCGCGGACAUGUAGCAGUGAUCGCCAAUAGCAACAUCAUUCGUGAAGUGGAUGUCGAUGACACGGAGAACUUCAUGGCGCAUCCAGGCUUGUUGGACCUGCUUCAGGAGGCCAAGCUUUGGGAUGGCAAGGGCCGUUUGGACUGGCAAAAGGCAGUCCAGCCUGACAUGGCGACGUUUAGCUACUUCCCUGGGCAGGCGCCGAUUCCGAUGUAUUCUACCAUACGUAUGUGGGGAGUCCUGCGCAAGGCUGCGCCCAGUGCAGGGCUUGAGGCAACUCCAGAUUUGAGCUCAUUUCCUUUCUCAGUGCCAGUGGAUGGCAAAGCAUCGAUUCUGGAUGUCAUGAACUGGUUCCGCACGCACUAUGAGGGCACAGAAUUUGACAUGCGAUAUGGCAGCUUGGCUGGCCCCUGGCAAACUCCUUUUCGAAUGGAAGGCGGCAGCGGAAUGAACUCGGUGCCGGGGCAAUUUGCCCGAUCUACAUCCAUCUCGCGAACGUCCUACACCGUGAUCUCCCAGUCCGGCAUUUCCCAACCUCGCGUCUGGUUUGCCCCGGAUGCAUCAGCAACUUCCGUUUUCGUGCCGUUCUUUGCUUCUUCGCUGAGCGCGGGGGGCAAGUUUGAUAUGGAAGCUUAUGGGACUGGCUCGAUGAAAUCCGUCGGCUUUUUGUCCAAACCUGGAACUCUGCAGCCCGCGUGGUGGGCUCAUGACUUUGUGGCCAAUUGGAUGAACCUUUGCUACCAGAACAUGUCUGAGCAGUAUGUGUAUCCUGCGAGGGACUCCUUGCAGCGGACAGUUGUCGCAGCGGUGGAGACGGGUACGAAGCAUUCGGACAAUGUACAUGACCUUACCGAGCUGGCAAGUCGUCUUCAGCGAAACGUCACGGAGGAGUGGUGGCAGUUGGCAGAGAAACUUGUGGUCAGAUACAAUGAUGGCUAUUUUAAUUUCCCGGAGGCCACACCAACUACCGUCGCAAGCAUAGGAUAUCCUGCAUUCUGGCUGGAGAUGAUUGGCUUCGACCAAGAGUUUUACAGGCCCCAUUGGUUCAAGCAAUCUCCGGAGCCACCCUCGCUGCUGGCGGCUUCUGUGAAGGAGCAGCUGGGUGAUGCGUCUAAGGAUGGUACUGAGCACCACGGCAAUGACAUGAUGUCCAGGGCUUGGCCACUGCGUUGGCUUGGGGCGCUGGCUCUGGCUGUCCCGGUGUACCUUGCUGGCUACCGGCAAGGACAGCAGGCAGCCCGGUCUGACUCGUACAAGUUGAUGGCCUGA